AUGCAAGACUGUACAUGCGCAUUUUAUGUCCUGCGGACGCUGGCCCACGUCGGAGAGCUCACCACGUCGUCUCAAGUCCCUCUCGAAACAGCGCUCCAGGCGACGUCGACAGCAGAGCGCCCCAGCCUUGCCGUACUGAGCUGUGAGCGUUGUCGUCAACAGCGGCUGCCGCUUACUGCUGUCACGAUACUAUGUGCUCAUCUGGUUGAUUGGCUGUGUCGGCUGUGGAAUCUCAUGGACAACGAUGCCAGCGAGGCGUCGACAGAUGCCAGCAGCACCACAACGACUACCACGACUACCACGACCACAACGACUACCACGACUACCACGACCACAAACAAUUCAAACACCAGGAGCAACAUCAGCAAUCUGAGCAACACCAUUAACAUCAACAACCACUCUGAGAGCCAGCUCUCACUUCAGCCGUGGAAGUUUUCUCUUGGCAACUACGAUCUUGCUGCCGACGAAGCCGAUGCUCUCAGCAAUGAACUCAUAACUCUACGCCUCAUCAAUUUCUCUGCUGUCCUGGGCUCUCUAGAGGCUGCCCUCGUCACAUCUGGACUUACACCAUCCAUGUCUUCGUCACCACCUGAGCGAUUCACCAGCAACCCAACCGCCACUGACCUUGCGGCCAUUGCCCCAACUUGUCUCGACAUUGUGCGUGCCAAUCUCCGUCUUGUGCGCAUAUCCAUACGCCGCCUCAAAGAGAAGUCACUGCUAAACAACAGCGGAUCAAGUACGAUACUUUAA
Bipolaris oryzae ATCC 44560 is the source of this 750-nucleotide messenger RNA. RefSeq lists its product as uncharacterized. Bases 1 to 750 code for a protein of 249 amino acids. Lineage: Eukaryota; Fungi; Ascomycota; Dothideomycetes; Pleosporales; Pleosporaceae. The record is from RefSeq and is a predicted model, not a curated record. The transcript has a single exon.